UUUGAAAAGAUGUGGCCUAAAAAUUAACUCAGUACACGAAGGACCUACUUCCAUUGUCUAAGCCACGCAUUGCUUCUGCUAUGGAAAAAAGAGAAGGAAGACUUUGACUACCAGGUCUCCUUCCUCUAGAGAGAAGAGAACUGAAAACUGUGUCUUGCAUCUUCAUCAAUUUAUACUUUGUAAAGAUCCAAGUUUGUGUCCAAGCUAAGACUCUUUACUCACAACCAGGUUCGCUGCUGUUUCUACAUACUUAUGGGCACCUCAUUAAGCAUACCGAAAUUGAGAAGUAGAGCCACCUCAGAAGAAGGCUCAGAGGAAAAGGAGAGAAAUAUGUUGCGCAAUGGAGGCAUGUUAUUGGAAGAGCUGCUCCAUUCAUGUGAUGGAAAAUAUAAUCCCUUCCCAAUUUUCUCAGCUCAAGACCUUGUAAUUGCAACCAAUCACUACUCUCACCUAUUUUGCGAAGAUUAUCGUUCGUACAAGAUCUACAGGGGUUCCUCCAAUGGCCGUCCAAUACUUGUCAAGUCUUAUUACAAGUAUAUAGAAAAUGGUAUUAAUGAUAUUGUGUUUGCAUCACAGUUAAACAACCACAACAACAUACACAUGCUCUUGGGCUGCUGCCUUGAAACUGAAUAUCCGAUCCUAGUGUUUGAGUAUCCAGAAAAUGGACUUCUUUCUGAUCAUAUAUUUGGCGAUCAUCAUCAUCAGCCACUACCUUGGGAUUGUAGGUUGAAGGUUGCCAAGGAGGUUGCUGAUGCUUUGGCGUAUCUCCACACUGGGUUGUCCAUGCCCAUCAUUCACAGGCACGUAAAACCAUUAAACAUAUAUUUAGAUGGAAAUUAUGUUGCCAAGCUAUCAGAUUUUAGUUUGUCUGUAUCAAUUCCUCCAGGGGAGGAGUACGUAGAAACACUUCGUGUGGAAGGGACUAUUGGAUAUUUGGCUCCAGAAUACUUCCAAACAAGUCGAGCUACUGAGAAGUGUGAUGUUUACUCUUUCGGAUCGCUAUUGAUUGAAAUUUUGUCAGGAGAAGAGAUUAUGUAUUUCCGAUUGCCUAGCAUGAUAGGGGACAAGCCAGAUAUUGAUUCUAUUUUGGCAUCAUGUGGUGCCUUCCUGGAAGAGGAGGACAUGCCACAACUUGAUCAAUUUAUUAUUGAGAGAGCUACAAACUAUAUGGGAGCAGAUAUCACUUUGGAAGAUCAAUACAAGCUUUCAAUGGCAUGGAGACUUGCAUCCAAAUGCCAUAGUAGAAAUCCAGAGGAGAGGCCAACAAUGACGCAAGUAGCAAAAGAGAUUAGAAGGAUUAUCAAAUUUCAAUCAAUCUCUCCCACCACCCAUCAUGCUUGUUGAAUUGUGAGCUUGCUUCUUUCACAUUAAAACUGAUGAGAUAGAUGCCUUCGAGUUUUUUAAGAAGAAGAAGAAGAAUUCAUUAAUCCCAAUAUGUGUGUGAAAUUUUAUGUCUAUUUCUAGAUUACAUUGAAAGGGAUUUUAUUUCAAUUUAUUAUGAAUAUUGGGAUGUGUAUUAAAUAUGGACCAAAUGUUAUUUACAUCAUUUAGAGAUCUAAAAAAAGACUUCUAUUUAUAGUA
Molecule: messenger RNA, 1581 nt
Organism: Cornus florida
Lineage: Eukaryota; Viridiplantae; Streptophyta; Magnoliopsida; Cornales; Cornaceae
Product: serine/threonine-protein kinase ZRK1-like
Exons: 2
Coding region: 253-1344 (363 amino acids)
Biological process (GO): cell surface receptor signaling pathway; protein phosphorylation
Cellular component (GO): plasma membrane
Molecular function (GO): protein serine/threonine kinase activity; ATP binding
Source: RefSeq, a predicted model, not a curated record